AUGGCCGGCUCAAAGACUCACUUGGUUUUGGAGAACUAUAUAGGGGGGCAAUUUAUUCCUUGCUCCUCAUAUUUAGAUUCCUAUGACCCAUCUACAGGAGAAGUUUAUUGCAAGGUGCCAGACAGUGGCAGAGAGGAGGUGGAGGCAGCUGUCAAUGCUGCCCAAAAUGCUUUCCCAGGCUGGUCGGCCAAAAGCCCCCAGGAAAGGUCAAAAAUAUUGAGCAAGUUGGCAGACCUUAUUGAAGAAGAUCUGGAGUCAUUUGCUCAAGCAGAAUCAAAGGAUCAAGGGAAAACCAUUACGUUUGCUAGAACGGUGGACAUCCCCCGAUCUGUAUACAAUUUUCGUUUCUUUUCGUCGUCCAUCCUUCACCAGACAGCAGAAUGUACACAGAUGGACCAUGUGGGCUGUAUGCAUUAUACUGAGAGAACACCUGUGGGAAUUGCUGGCUUAAUUAGUCCUUGGAAUUUGCCACUUUACUUGCUGACCUGGAAAAUUGCGCCGGCUAUUGCGUGUGGAAACACUGUCAUUGCCAAACCCAGUGAGAUGACAUCUGCCACUGCUUGGAUGAUGUGCAAACUUCUCAAUAAAGCAGGUAUUCCUCCAGGUGUGGUGAACAUCAUAUUUGGGAGUGGCCCGAAAGCUGGAGACGCUCUAGUUUCCCAUCCUCAGGUGUCAUUGAUUUCCUUCACGGGAAGCACUCUCACUGGCCAGCGCAUCAUUGAAAGGAGUGCUCCGUAUUGCAAGAAGCUCUCUCUGGAGCUUGGAGGCAAAAAUCCAGCUAUCAUCUUUGAGGAUGCCAACUUAGAUGAAUGUGUUCCUACUACUGUAAGAUCCAGCUUUGCGAAUCAGGGUGAAAUAUGUCUCUGCACCAGCAGAAUCUUUGUUCAGAGAAACAUUUGCAAUGAAUUCUUGAGAAGGUUUGUGGAAGCUGUCAAAAAGUGGAAAGUUGGAAACCCCUCAGAUCCCACAAUUGACCAGGGAGCACUGAUAAGUAAAGAACAUUUAGCAAAGGUAAAGAACCACAUCAAAAAAGCAGAAUCUGAAGGGGGUAAAAUUCUCUGUGGAGAGGGGAUCGAUACUUUGACUCUUCCAACAAGAAACUGGGAUGGGUAUUUCAUGCUUCCGACGGUCAUUACUGAAAUUGCCGAUGACUCAAGUUGCAUGCAGGACGAGAUCUUUGGCCCUGUAACCUGCGUCACAGUGUUUGACACGGAAGAGGAAGUGAUCAGGAGAGCGAAUGGAGUCAAAUAUGGACUGGCAGCCACUGUCUGGUCAAGGGAUGUGGGGCGGGUUCAUCGCGUUGCUAAGAAACUCCAGUGUGGAUUGGUAUGGACUAACUGUUGGCUUAUCAGGGACUUGAAUUUGCCCUUUGGUGGCAUGAAAGCCUCAGGGGUAGGCAGAGAAGGAGCAAGGGAUUCCUAUGAGUUUUUCACUGAGGUGAAAACGAUUACUAUAAAACACACCGAGAUGCACUGAUGAAAAAUAUUCCACAUCAGAAUAAACAAACACGGCAGUUUUUGCUGUGCCUGUCUUUGGAAUAGAUAAGACAUGUUUGCUUAUAAUGUGCUCUGAAAGGCAUUAUUUAAACUGUACCUGCAUUGAUGGUAUAAGUUCACUGGCUGAGUCAUUUGGUUGGAUCAGAAGCUUCACAUGGGCAGCUGGAGAACACCUCCAGGGUGCUGCUGCACCCACGGGUGCCAUGUUAGCAACUUCUAGCUUACUGAACAGGACCAAAACGACAAAUUAUUAUAACCUUUUCGAAUGGAAAUUCGAGAAAUUAUAACCUUAUAACCUUUGCAAAUGGAAAUUCCUUCUGUGAGCUUUAGGAAUAGGGAAAACAAUGAUUGUUUCAGAAAUAGCUUCCAUUUACAUCCAUAUGAGGGCAGGAGAGUGUGUUGUUUGUUCCCCCUUGUGAAUUGCGUAGGUUUAAUAUAUUUUGAUGUACUUCAGAAAUAUAUUUCUUCUGUGAUGCUUUUUUU
Zootoca vivipara (common lizard) is the source of this 1979-nucleotide messenger RNA. It is a transcript of the gene ALDH8A1, whose product is annotated as aldehyde dehydrogenase 8 family member A1. NCBI's taxonomy places the organism in Eukaryota, Metazoa, Chordata, Lepidosauria, Squamata, Lacertidae. Gene Ontology annotation, molecular function: retinal dehydrogenase (NAD+) activity. The record is from RefSeq and is a predicted model, not a curated record. Gene Ontology annotation, biological process: retinoic acid metabolic process.